Molecule: messenger RNA, 1206 nt
Organism: Triticum turgidum subsp. durum (durum wheat)
Lineage: Eukaryota; Viridiplantae; Streptophyta; Magnoliopsida; Poales; Poaceae
Source: the annotation of a GenBank genome assembly
AUGUCCGGCUGCCCCUGCUCCACCUCCACCUCCGCCUCCUACUCUCCACUCUCCCUCCUGCCCCCUCCCAGUUCCGUCGCCGCCGCCUCCAGGCGCAGCACCGUCGCCUUCCACUCCUCGCGCGGCCCGCGGAGCGGCUGGACACGGCGGAGAGGCGCGUGCGCAGUAGUCGCGGCGAGCAGCAGCAGCAAGGACGAGAAGGCCGAGGCGGGGGAGGAGGAGGAGGGGGAGCCGGCGUUCAACCCGUUCGGGUUCGUCACGGACAACCCGUCGAGCCGCAGCGCCAUCCAGCUGCCCGCGUCGCCCGCCCAGGACGGCAAUGUCGGCCAGAUGCUCUACAGGACGGAGGACAAAGGGAGGGAGUACGGCAAGAGCGUGAGAUCAGGGGAGUUUCGAUGGUUCGUGAGGCAAACAGGUUCUCCUGAUUCACGGCGUGGGACUAUUAUGUUUCUUCACGGUGCUCCAACUCAGUCAUUUAGUUAUCGCACGGUUAUGGCUCAGAUGGCAGAUGCUGGCUACCAUUGCUUUGCGCCUGACUGGAUAGGAUUUGGGUUCAGUGAGAUGCCACAGCCUGGAUAUGGAUUCGAUUUCAAAGAAGAGGAGUUCCACAAGGCAUUUGAUGAACUUCUUGUUACUCUAAAUAUCACUGAACCAUUCUUCUUAGUUGUCCAGGGAUUUCUUGUAGGUUCUUAUGGUCUGACAUGGGCAUUGAAGAACUCAAACAAACUUCUUAAGGUAGCAAUCCUUAACAGCCCACUUACUGUUUCUUCUCCAGUGCCUGGAGUCUUUAAGCAGCUCAGAUUUCCACUUGUGGGCGAAUUUACCUGCCAAAAUGCUAUCCUGGCUGAGAGAUUCAUUGAAGCAGGUAGCCCGUACGUGCUGAAGUCAGAGAAGGCUGACGUAUACAGAUUGCCGUAUUUAUCAAGUGGUGCACCUGGAUUUGCAUUACUUGAAACUGCCAGGAAGGCCAAUUUUCAAGAGGUAUUAAGCAAAAUUUCGGCUGGAUUUUCAUCCAACAGCUGGGACAAACCAAUAUUGCUGGCAUGGGGGGAGUCGGACAAGUACCUACCGCUCUCGAUAGCCGAGGAGUUCAAGAAAAACAAUCCAUCAGUGGUGAAACUGAAGCCCAUCGAAGGAGCUGGCCACAUGCCGCAGGAGGACUGGCCAGAGAAGGUGGUGGCGGCCCUGAAUUCCUUCCUGUAUUAG